Molecule: messenger RNA, 7932 nt
Organism: Crotalus tigris (Tiger rattlesnake)
Lineage: Eukaryota; Metazoa; Chordata; Lepidosauria; Squamata; Viperidae
Gene: PTCH2
Product: patched 2
Exons: 23
Coding region: 643-4791 (1382 amino acids)
Biological process (GO): smoothened signaling pathway
Cellular component (GO): plasma membrane
Molecular function (GO): hedgehog family protein binding; smoothened binding; hedgehog receptor activity
Source: RefSeq, a predicted model, not a curated record
CUGGGAAGGGACAAGGGGCAGUAUUUGAAAAUCUAUGGAGCAGAAUUCCUGUGUGGAAGGCAAGGCUCUCUCGCUCCCUCCUCCCUCCCUCUGCCCUCAUUGAUUUGAGGCGGGGAGGAGGGAGGCGGGGGAGGCGCUGCCUGGGUGGUCUCUUCUCUCUCCACUUUGGUGAGCUGUUGCUUAGCAGCUAAUAAUAGGAGAUGUUUGCGGAGUAAUUUGCCUCUUCCUCGGCCAAUGGGAACUGGAGCACUUUCCCAUCAAACCAAACCUUCCUCCCCCCCCCUUUUUCCUCUUUUCAGGAUCUCGAAGGAGGCUGUUUGUUCCAAAUGUUGGUGGGACGGGUUCCGAGGCGCACUGCACAGCCGGGCACCCGAGCGCUUCUCCUCUCGCCCUCGGAGGCUGCGUGAGUGCUUACUCCCGGUCUCCCACCGCGCGCCGAAGGGCCACGCUGGGCGGCGCCAAGGGCGCAUGGGGUGCGUCUGGAUGGCCCCGGAUUCGCCCCCAUAAUGUUCGCAGGGGAUCCCCGCAGAAGCCAUUCUGAAGCCUCGGACCCCGCACUUUUCUCUCGUGGAUUACCGCUCUUGGGAAGCCGCCGGAGCUCCCUCGCUUCACGGCAGCACCGUCCUCGUUCGACCCCGCACCAUGGCUUCGGGUCAGCCGGUCCCCGGGAGCGGGGGCUUCUUUGGAGAGCUCCCGUCCUCUUACGCAGCUGCUGCCAACUCCGACCUCCUUCGGAGACCCAGCUAUUGCCACGCAGCCUUUGCCCUCAAGCAGAUCUCCAAGGGUAAGGCUGUUGGCCAGAAAGCCCCACUGUGGCUGCGGGCCCAGUUCCAGGCUCUGUUGUUUACACUGGGCUGCUGGAUCCAGCGUCAUUGUGGCAAAGUGCUUUUUGUGGGGCUGCUGGUCUUUGGGGCAUUGGCAGUAGGGCUGCGAGUAGCCUCCAUCGAGACUGACAUUGAACAGCUCUGGGUAGAAGAGGGCAGUCGUGUCAGCCAAGAGCUCCGAUACACAAGAGAAAAACUUGGUGAAGAAUCUCUCUACACAUCCCAGAUGCUAAUACAAACUCCCAAACAGGAAGGAGAAAACAUUCUAACUCCAGAUGCCUUGGAAAUGCAUCUUGAAGCUGCUUUGGCUGCUAGUAAAGUGCAAGUCUUAUUAUUUGGAAAAUCAUGGGAUCUCAACAAAAUAUGCUACAAAUCAGGCGUCCCAAUAAUUGAAAAUGGAAUGAUUGCACGGAUGAUUGAGAAGCUCUUCCCUUGUGUUAUUGUGACUCCACUGGAUUGUUUCUGGGAUGGUGCCAAACUACAAGGCGGAUCUGCUUAUCUACCAGGCCGGCGGGAUAUUCAGUGGACCAAUUUAGAUCCUAUUCAACUGAUGGAGGAACUGGGUCAAUUUGCCUCACUGGAAGGAUUCAAGGAGAUGCUGGAUAAGGCAGAGGUUAGCCAGGCCUAUAUGGAGCGACCUUGUCUCGAUCCUUUUGACCCUGAGUGUCCUCCUAGUGCUCCCAACAGCCAAAGCCAGAAGAGACCACACAUCCCUUCUGAACUCACAGGUGGCUGCCAUGGCUUCUCCCGGAAAUACAUGCACUGGCAAGAGGAACUCAUCUUGGGGGGCACAGUAAAGGAUCCUCAAGGCAAAUUGCAAAAAGCUGAAGCCCUGCAAAGCAUGUUCCUGCUGAUGAGCCCACGACAACUUUAUGAGCACUACCGGGAUGACUAUGAGAUACAUGAUAUCAGCUGGAGUGAGGAGAAGGCUGCUGCUGUGCUGGAAGCUUGGCAGCGGGAGUUUGUUGAGGUGGCCCAGGAAUCUCUGCCUGCAAAUUAUUCUCAGACUAUUCAUGCCUUCUCUACCACCACGCUCAGUGAUAUCAUGAAGUCCUUUUCAGAUGUGAGUGCCAUCCGUGUGGCUGGUGGUUAUCUGCUAAUGCUAGCGUAUGCUUGCGUCACCCUGCUGCGCUGGGACUGCUCCAAGUCGCAGGGUGCUGUGGGCCUGGCUGGGGUUCUCCUAGUUGCUCUUUCAGUAGCAGCAGGACUUGGACUUUGCUCCUUACUUGGACUUUCAUUCAAUGCAGCCACCACUCAGGUGCUGCCCUUCCUGGCACUUGGCAUUGGCGUGGAUGACAUGUUCUUGCUAGCACAUGCCUUCACGGAGACUAGUCAGCAUGUCCCUGUCAAGGAACGGACUGGUGAAUGCCUACGGCGUAGUGGCACCAGUGUGGCACUCACAUCUGUCAAUAACAUGAUUGCCUUCUUCAUGGCUGCCCUUGUGCCUAUCCCAGCAUUGCGUGCCUUCUCUCUACAGGCUGCAGUAGUGGUUGUUUUUAACUUUGCCAUGGUGCUGUUCAUUUUUCCUGCCAUUCUGAGUCUGGAUCUUCACAGGCGUGAAAACAAGAGGCUUGAUAUUCUUUGCUGCUUCUACAGCCUCUGUUCUGCACGUGUCAUCCAGAUCCAACCGCAAGAAUACGCUGAUGUGAAUGACAACCAUACUGCUCCGACAUAUCCCCAUGGUCAUCCAGCCCUGACAGCCAGCACACAUAUCACUACCACUGUACAGGCCUUUACUCAGUGUGACUCCUCUGGGAGACAUGUAGUCACUAUUUUACCACCCACACAGCAUGUGUUUACCACUCCUUCCACUCUCCUUCCUGCCAAUCCUCUGGGCUCACAAAUCUUCACUCCUGCCAGUUCCACUCGAGAUCUUCUGGCACAGCUAGAUGAAAGCAAAGGAGCCCAAGAAUGUGUACCCUUGCCGCUUUGUCGGUGGAAUCUUUCCAGCUUUGCUCGUGACAAAUAUGCGCCCAUCCUGCUGCAGAGCCAAACUAAGGGAAUUGUGGUAGCUCUAUUCCUAGCCCUGCUGGGCCUCAGCCUCUAUGGUACAACCAAGGUGCAUGAUGGACUCUACCUGACGGAUAUUGUACCACGAGGUACAAAGGAGCAUGCCUUCAUUUCAGCUCAAUUCAAGUAUUUCUCCUUUUAUAACAUGUUUGUGGUAACAAAUGGAGGCUUUGACUAUCCAAGCUCACAGGAAGCUCUUUACAGCCUGCAUCAGGCCUUUGCUGCCAUCCAGUAUGUAGUACGUGAGGAGAACCACCAGUUGCCAAAGAUGUGGUUGCACUACUUCCGAGAUUGGCUACAAGAUCUACAGGCAGCCUUUGACCAAGAUUGGGAAGCUGGGCACAUCACCAGGGAAAAUUAUCGGAAUGGUUCGGAAGAUGGUGUUCUUGCUUAUAAACUCCUUAUCCAGACGGGCAACAAGAAAGAGCCUUUCAACUUAAAUCAACUAACAACUCGCCGUCUGGUCGAUGAAAAUGGGAUAAUUCCCCCUGAUAUCUUUUACAUCUGCUUGACAGUGUGGGUGAGCAAUGAUCCGCUUGGUUUUGCUGCUUCCCAGGCCAACUUCUAUCCGCCACCCCCGGAAUGGAUCCAUGAUAGAUAUGAUGCUACCGGUGAAAACCUUCGAAUCCCAGCUGCACAGCCCCUGGAGUUUGCUCAGUUCCCUUUCUACCUCAAUGGGCUGCAACAGACAUCGGACUUCGUGGCAGCUAUAGAGAGUGUGCGUGCCAUCUGUGAUGAGGUGGCCCAGACGCGUGGAGUAUUUAGCUACCCCAGCGGAUAUCCAUUCCUCUUCUGGGAGCAGUACAUUGGCUUGCGCCACUGGCUUCUGCAGGCCAUCAGCAUUGUGCUGGCCUGCACAUUUCUGGUCUGCACCCUGCUGCUACUCAAUCCUUGGACUGCCAGUAUCAUUGUAUUUGUUUUGGCAAUGAUGACAGUUGAGCUUUUUGGCAUCAUGGGCUUGAUGGGCAUCAAACUGAGUGCAAUCCCUGUUGUCAUCCUAAUUGCUUCUGUAGGCAUUGGUGUGGAAUUCACUGUACAUGUAGCUCUGGGGUUUCUCACGGCCAUCGGCAGCCGGAACCUGCGCUCCACUGUGGCUUUAGAGCACAUGUUUGCUCCUGUAAUGGAUGGUGCUGUUUCCACUCUACUUGGUGUACUUAUGUUGGCAGGCUCAGAAUUUGAUUUCAUUCUGAGGUAUUUCUUUGCUGUGCUUACUAUCCUGACUAUUCUGGGGCUACUUAAUGGCCUGGUACUGUUGCCUGUGCUACUUUCUGUUAUUGGACCACCUGCAGAGGUCACUCCAGCAGAUAAUGGCAGCCGCUUGCCAACACCGUCACCUGUCCCACCACCUAUCAACCAUCAUAGCUUCUACAUUCGCCAACACGGAAAUGCUUUCGGUGACUCCUCAGACUCAGAGUACUAUUCAGAGACAGUUAGUGCAUCAGAGACUGGUGAAGAUGACCGCAGCACAUAUAUCAUCUCCCCAGCACAAUCACAGAUCUUGGUCAAGGCCAGCAAAAGUCCUAAUUUCCCCCAAAUCACUGUGGUAAAAAGCUACAAGACAAGCCUAGAAUCACCUUUAUCAUUGUGCAGCCCCGAAUGGACCCAAUCCACAACUCCUGGUGGCCAUUUGCCAGCAUCUGUCACAGAAAUCAAAAGUUGUUUGCAGCAGCAAGAACAGCCCAAUCACAGACUAGGGUCUCAAUUGGCUCAGCCUACUCCCAAUCCUCUUCAGACUAACUCCAUUACUCACAGCACCAAAAUACCACCUUCAGGAUCUGGUGGCACUUUCACUACAGUAACAGCUACUGCCUCGGUGAUGUUGGCCUUGCACCCACCUUUGCCUGGAUCUUGCCGGGGCUAUACACAUGAGGGAUUUGAAUUUGAUGAUAGCUCUGAAAAAACUGGCCCCAAACCAUCGGACACUUUGGAACUACAGGACCUAAAGCAGAAUCAUUAGCCAUCCACAUUUGCCAAGCCAAGUCACUGGCUCUAGAACUCUUGCCUCAGGGGCUGGCCGGCAUCCCAAGUGAGAAUGGGGGCCAGACACAUCCCACAUCACAGAUUGUGAAGUUUGCUGUAUUUAUGGAAACUCUUGCACUGCAUCUAACCAACUGCGGGCAUGAUCAGUACAGCUGAGAACAAAGAGACCAGAUUAUCUUCAGUAUCGAUAUUGCAAAAAAAGCUGAUAGGGGAAUAUCUCAGCAUUUCCAGGUGUAUUUGGCACCAAAAAGCAUUCUGAUUUCCUGGGUAUCAGGGCCUAGAUUUUGUACCCUUAGUUUGGGCCAGUGACCCAUAUAAUAUCAGGCCUACUUGAAUCUGAAAAAUGAAAAUGACCAUUCUCCACAAGCUAUGAACCAUCUCAUGGCCUUCUUUGGGCUAGCUGCCCAAACAGCCACCCUCCAUGGAGAAAACAGGACUCAACUAGGUGUGGGGAACUCUCCCACAUUGUGCUGCUAUUCUUUUAUUUUAUUAAUAUUAUUAUAAUAAUUAUUAUUAUUUUAAACUGUAUAAAAAGAGACACCAACCCUCCCCCUUAUAAUUAUAAUAAUUAUUUUUAUUAUUUUCACGGCUCUCUCAGUAAAUAUGUGGCAAUUUCCCUUUGAGGGGAAACACCAGGGUGAAGUUGUAAUAGGGAGAGCACCCCUAUUGUAAUGUGGAGUGAAAGGAGAAUGCAAUGGUGGGGGCAUGAUGUGUCUUAAGUUUCUAUGCAAACUGUGUGGGACAGACUGCAUUCUGCUCUGGUUCCCACCAGUAGUACUGCCUGUCCUAGCAUCUGGGAUGUCACUGUUCUGGAUCCUAUUCCUACACCUCCCCCCCCCCAUCCCUAUACUGUAUAAACUUUCUCUUACUUUGCUUGCCUCUUGUAUCAACUGAAAAUGUUUAUGACACAAAUGUCCCCUAAGCUAUUUCUGAUUAGUGUUUAAAUGUUCUGUUCAUGACUAAUAGAAAUAAGGGAUUAUUCAAGAGAGUUUUUGAAAUUUCCCCCACCCAGGAAAAAACAUAGUCAGGCUUCAAAUAUCAGAGAAAGAUAGAUUUAUCCCUAUUCCUGUUACAUGGCACAAUGCCAGAGUACAGAAUGGUUGCAUACAUACGUUGAUUACAAAGCCUGUGUUGCACAUAAGGAUUGAGGAUAUCUAGGAAAAAAAAACACUCAAAGAAGAAACAAGGAUUUUGUGUAGUGCCCUCACUGAGAGAAUGUUAUGAAAUAAGGUCACUCACUCCAUGGUAUUAUUCGGCUGAUGUCAUGCAUACUCAUUGAGAUCUUUUUACAGAUAAUACUUUUCCUCUGCUGAGAUGGAUUGGCCUCCUCAGCUUUGUGAUUAUAGCAAAAUACUCAAGCUGCACUUGGUAGCCAAGUGUGGCUUAAGCAUUUCUUUCCCCUAUACCAGAGGAAAUUUUUAUGUAAAAGAAACUUUAUGCAUGAAACUACCCUUUGAUAUUUUGAGCUGACAGAAACCCCUCCCAUUUAGUAAGAUUUUGGUGCAAUUGUCAAAGCAGAAAUGUUUAUCUCCUGCCUAAAAAUUAAUCUUGUAGUUGCAGGUUCUGUUCUUGAAUUCUCCUUCUAAUUCAGUUUCUUUGGUAGAAAAUUAAAAAUGAAUUAUCAUUCGGCAAUAGCUUCUAAAGGAGAAGUCCCAAUUCCAAUAUAUAGGCUUGGUUUCUGCAUAACCAAGUCAAUACUGCUUUAUAAAACAGUUUGGUUUGUCCAUUCUCUUUCAGAAUGUCAGCUUGCAUUCUCCAUGAACUUUAAAGUGACGGUUUCUGGCCAGGUCUAGUCUGGGCACCACAAGAGAAUGACUGAUACCACAUAUGUUAAAACACAAAUUUUCCUGGUGUUAAAACAGCUUAUAAUUAUUUAUUUAUUCCUUUCUUUCUGCCCUUUUCCAAAGGAGAAAAGAUGGCAGCUGGAGCAAUAUUUUCUUUGGGUUGGGUCUAUUUACAUGAGGUUACCAACUUCCUUAUGUUAAACUACUCCCUAUUUAAGUUAGCAUCGAAUCAAAUGAUAAAUUUCCUUAAUGUACUAUUCUUUCAUCUGCUUGGAUAUUAAGCCUGCCAAACAUGGCAAUUUUCCACAAAGAAUAAGAAAGCAAGGCAUAUGGAUUUAGAUGAUUUCAUUAGUCACCUACAUCAGUCCAAUAGACUGGAGAUCAAGCAACUCAAUGCCCUCUAAAUAUUUCGCAGUUCAACUUCCAUUAGUCCUAGCAUAACCGCUAGCAAGGAAUUGUGGGAGUUGUAGUCCAAAACAUGAAGAAGGCACUAGGUUGUCUACCCACACAGGUUGCAAGAAAUUAGAGGCUGAGGCUGCAACUGGCAAAACUUUUAAGUGAAGGAUUUUUGAUAUUGUGAGAUAGAAACAAUCUAACCUAUUAUUUACAUACAUGUGAACACAUGCAGCUUUCUUACAAAAAAGAUGAAGUGAUUCAAAACAAAAUUAAUGUACCAGUUAAGGCCGGUAAAUCGUUUUAGCUGAUCCUGAUUAUUGAUUUGGGGAUUUCAGAAGUCAGAAAAUCCCUCCCUAUAGACUUCUAGGCAUGAUGCUGCCCAACAUUUAGACACUAAUAGUUUACCAUUUUAACCAUGGUGUAAUUAUGUUCAGUAAGUUAACUUUUUAAAGCAUUGUCAGUGUAAUUGCUAGCCACUCUGAGGGCUUCACUUGAACUUGUGACAUGCUUAGAAAAAAAAAUGAUAUCAUCACUUUGAGCGCAGAGGCUGUUAUCACAAUCAACCCAUAUUCUUACAAGAAUUGAUUCUUGUCGGAAUCCAUUGACAUUCUUCCUUCUAAACCCCAGGCACUUUAACCCCUUCCCUUCACCAAGAACUGCUGUAAAUUUAUUUCCCAGCCAAAGUUGCAUUCACUUGUUGUUACCAAGGGAAUAUACUUCUGAGAUUUUCACAUCCGUGUAAGGUGAAAACUUCAGUAGGUUUAUGUCUCUUGUUAAAAUGAGCACAUUCAGUUUAUUUUAAACCAUCACUGAUUUCUGGAGUCCAGAGAAAUUUCCCAAAACUAAUUUACUAUAGGGCCACUGACCUGGCCAGCAUUUAGAUCAGGGGUGUCAAACUCAAUUUCAUUGAGAGCCGCAUCAGCAUUGUGGUUGCCCUG